AGGAGGAGCGCGACAUUUUCUUUAGCAUCACUGAAGAGUUUACGGCACCUGUCCUCGUUGCUCUUGUGAUAGAGGGAAGGUGGAUCCUAUGACAGCCUGGGAACUGUGAUUUUGACAAGUAACUGCUGCUGUCACCCGGUUUGCCUUGAGAAUGGAUCCAGUGGUCCUGAGCUACCAGGACAGUCUGCUGCGACGCUCAGAUGUGGCACUUUUAGACGGCCCCCAAUGGCUCAACGAUCAGGUCAUAGGUUUUGCCUUUGAGUACUUUGCAACCGAGCGCUUCAAAAGUCUGGGCGAGAAGGUCUGUUUCAUCAGCCCUGAGGUCACCCAGUUUAUCAAGUACGCCUCCAGCCAAGACGAGCUCGCUAUAUUCCUGGAACCAUUGAGGCUUCCAUCUCGUCAGUGGGUUUUCUUAGCUGUCAAUGACAACUCCAAUCAGUCCGCCGGUGGCUCCCAUUGGAGCUUGCUUCUUUAUCAGCGUGAUGGUGGCAAGUUCUCUCACUACGACUCCCAGAGUGGAGGCAACUCAUUGCACGCCCACCGUAUUGCAGCCAAGCUUGAGACUUUUCUGGGCGCUGGAGGUAAAGUAUCCUUUGUGGAGGAGCGGUGCCCUUUGCAGCAAAACAGCUUUGACUGUGGCAUGUACGUGAUCUGUAAUGCAGAGGCUCUUUGCGAGAGUGCAAGAGUCAAGGACUGUCCACGCCUACCCACUCAGGUCAUAACACCCACCUAUAUUACACGCAAGAGGACAGAAUGGCAUUCGUUCAUACAGAGACUCGCUAAGGACUAACUAGCUGACUUUGUACCAGCAACAUCAUGUUUGCAUGAACUGUAUUAGCCAAUGGGGGGAGUGACUCACUACCAUCAAUUAAACUGCAUUUGUUCUUGAACGAGCAUGUAUUCGUCAAAAUAAAUUGUUUGCCAACUCUUAAAGGGAUAGUUUACUCACUAUUUACACACCCUCGUGCCGUUUCUUCUUUCGUGGAAUGCAAAAUGAAGCAAAUUUUUUCCUUACUAAAGCGAAUGGGGACGGAUCCGUCAAGCAUCAAAAGGACGAAAGAAGCGUCAUAAAAUGAUCAUAAAAGUUGUGUAUGUGAUUGGUACGCUAUUCCAAGUCCUCUUAAGUCACACAAUAGCUUUGGGUGAGGAACAGGCCAAAAUGUAAGUAGUUAUUUACUGAAAAUCUUCCAUUCGCGUAUUUUAAAAUAUGACUUUGCACGCCAUGCUUGACCUCAAUAGGCGUGUUGGGUCAAGUUUGAAUAUGCAGAAGUGCGAAUGAGAAAUGAGAGCUUAUCAAUGAAUAACAGAUUCAAGUUCAGUCUAUUUCUCUCACAAAGUUGUCAGAUGGCUUUGGAAGACUUGGAAUGCUGUACACAAGUCAUAUUAUGGACUUCUUUUUUUUAAAGAUUGAUAGACCCAGUCCCCAUUCACUUUCAUUGUGUGGAAAAGCGCAGCAUGGACAUUCUGCCAGACAUCCCUUUUCCACUGAAGAAAGAAAGUUGUACGGGUUGAAACGACGACAACAUUUUCAUUUUUGGGUGAACUAUUGAAUACAAUGGCAUUUUUCAUCCAUAAAAGGACUUGUGAUCAGUUAGCAGCACAAGUUGGUUGAUUGAGAAUGUAUUCAUGCUGAUUUGUUUAGAUUAGUAGCAUGAAGUGAGUGUCCUCAUGUAACUGAAUGUGUUGCUUGUUUACACAGUGUUUUGCUCAGGGCUUUUUUGAGAAGAAUUCAGAUGACAAGAGUGCGAUCUGUGUUAUAUAAUUGCCGUCUAAGAUAAUGUUUGCCAAGGAAAUGUAGUAAUUGCUGCUACUACACAUGGGUUGAACGCAAAAUAGCAGACUAUUAUUUAUUUAACCGAGUGCACCCUCUCGCUCUGAAAGCUUCUAAACCUCACACCAGCAAAUGCAUGAUUGUAUAACAGUUUAUUCUCCAGAGGAACUGAGUGACGCAGAUUAGAAUUAGCACAUUAUAUAUCAUCCCAAUAAAUGGUACUGCAUGCUGUGAAUAUACGCACAUGUCUGUUAUUCAACAGAGAUGACUUUAACUGACCGUCGUGUGUGCAGGGGAUGAUUUCCUUUACAUGCAAAUUUGAAAGACAGUGGAAAUCAAUACUUGUGUGUAAAACAAGACCAGACUUCUGAUGGAAAUAUUUGCAUGGACGUGUGCAGUGCUUUACUAAAAUAUUGGGAUCUAAACCAACUCUCCAACAUUAGCGAAUUACACAUUCUGGAAAAAAAAAUUCUGUGAUAUUUGAUUUUUAUUUUAAAGCACUGAAACAUUUAUUUUAGAUGAAAUUGUUUAUUGUGACAUUGUAAAUUCAUAACAAAAAUAAAAGAAAA
Molecule: messenger RNA, 2340 nt
Organism: Xyrauchen texanus (razorback sucker)
Lineage: Eukaryota; Metazoa; Chordata; Actinopteri; Cypriniformes; Catostomidae
Gene: senp8
Product: SUMO peptidase family member, NEDD8 specific
Exons: 2
Coding region: 152-790 (212 amino acids)
Biological process (GO): proteolysis
Molecular function (GO): cysteine-type peptidase activity; deNEDDylase activity
Source: RefSeq, a predicted model, not a curated record